GAGCGCCCACCUUUAACAAAAGCUUCAUUAGCUUCGUUUGUCAUCUAUUCAAUUUAUAGCGAAAUGGAACUUUAUUUUUGAGGAAUUGUAGUUUUUGUUUUAUUGGGGAGGCGUCGAAGGGAAAGUUGCUAGUGCGUUAGCCCGAUGGCGUUAGCCCCGUCGCUUUGACAUAAAAGGCUGCCCUGCGUUUCUGUUUAUGGGAACACAGUGUGCCCCUUGUAGCGGACCUGCGUCUCUUUUUGUGUAAUUAUCCAACCUUGCCUUGCCCGUGAGAGUGCCACUGAAUCAUAGUUGGAUCGUUAGUCUUGGUCAUAUCAUGGAGUGACAUCGACAGCCCUGCUAAUGAUAGAGGUAAAGGGAAUUUGGGAAUCUCGCGUCUUCACAACUGCUAAAAAUACUCUCUGACUCCUUGAACCAGUGUGCCCGUCCACACUUUUGUCUUUUCUUGUGUGUGGGACAGGAUCCUCAAACUACAUGGUCCUCACACUCAAUUAUAGAUCACCAGAAGAGCGAAAAGGACCCCAAGGCGCAGAGUCAGUUCAGUCAUAAAGCCUUGUUUUCAGUGGCAACUCUCCAAGAAACAAACUGGGUCAUCUGUCAAAGCUGGAGACGAUGUCGGAAGAUAACACCGCAGACAAGUUUAUCAAGGAGACUUCAAUUCUCGAUGAGUAUAACAUAAACUGGACACAGAAGUUGGGAGCUGGGAUCAGUGGACCUGUACGAGUCUGUGUGAAAAAGUCAACCCAGGAACGGCUGGCCCUCAAGAUCCUCAUCGAUCGCCCCAAGGCAAGGAAUGAGGUGCGCCUCCAUAUGAUGUGUGCCCAACACCCAAAUAUCGUUCAGAUUCUGGAGGUGUAUGCCAACAGUGUCCAGUUCCCACACGAGUCCAGCCCCAGGGCUCGACUCCUCAUCGUCAUGGAGAUGAUGGAGGGAGGGGAGCUGUUCCACAGAAUCAGCCAACACCGACAUUUUACUGAGAAGAUGGCCAGCCAGGUCACAAAGCAGAUCAGUCAGGCCUUGGAACAUUGUCACUCCUUGCACAUCGCACAUCGAGACCUGAAGCCGGAGAACCUGCUGUUUAAAGACAACUCUCUGGAUGCUCCAGUGAAGUUGUGUGAUUUCGGUUUUGCCAAAAUUGACCAAGGAGACUUGAUGACGCCCCAGUUCACUCCUUACUAUGUAGCACCUCAGGUACUUGAGGCACAAAGAAGACACCAGAAGGAAAAAUCUGGAAUAAUACCUACCUCACCCACUCCCUAUACAUACAACAAGAGCUGUGACUUGUGGUCCCUGGGCGUGAUCAUCUACGUCAUGCUGUGUGGCUAUCCUCCGUUCUACUCGAAGCACCACAGUCGAACCAUCCCCAAAGACAUGAGGAAGAAGAUUAUGACCGGUAGCUUUGACUUUCCCGAAGAUGAAUGGAGCCAGAUCUCAGAGAUGGCCAAGGACAUUGUGCGAAAACUGCUGAAGGUAAAGCCAGAGGAGAGACUCACCAUAGAGGGAGUCCUGGCCCACCCCUGGCUCAAUUGCACUGAGGCUCUGGACAAUGUGCUGCCGUCUGCACAGAUGAUGAUGGAUAAGGCUGUAGUAGCAGGGAUCCAACAGGCCCAUGCAGAGCAGCUGGCCAACAUGAGGAUACAGGAUCUUAACAUCAGCCUCAAACCCCUCAACUCUGUCAACAACCCUAUUCUCAGGAAACGAAAACUACUUGGGCCAAAGCCCACCGAUGGUUUCUUCAUUCAUGACCCAGAAAAUGGAGACGAAGACGCAAAUAUAGCACUAGAAAAACUACGAGAUGUCAUUGCACAGUGUAUACUACCCCAAGCUGGAGAAAAUGAAGAUGAGAAACUGAAUGAGGUGAUGUACGAGGCCUGGAGGUUCAACAGAGACUGUAAACUGCUGAGAGAUGGACUGCAGGGCCUCAGCUGGGACGGUCAUGCUUUCUCCGAUAAGGUGGACCGGUUGAAGUUGGCUGAAAUCAUAAAACAGGCCAUUGAAGAAAAGACAAAUCUCCAAGAAUCGCAUUAGCAAGUGCUGUCUGUCCUAUUUUUUAUAUUGUUAAUUAUGAUCCUUUUUAACCAUAUCUGUAAAGAUGCUUUUUUAUGUCCAAUUAUGAGCUGAUUUCAUGUUUUAUGAAUUCACAAGCACGACUUACUGUACAGCUGUGAAUACAUUUCAAAAGAGGACUUAUUGCUACUAACAUUUUUAUGGACAUGUGCAGAGAACAUGGUAAAAAUAUGUUCAGUUUUGCAAAAAAGUAAAAAAAAAAACUAAACAAAACAAUGAAAUUACCAGUCCAAGACAAGACGUGAUAUUUUCUGGGAGAGAUUUUUAUUAGCAACUAGUCCAAUGUAAUCCAGUGUUUUUACCCCAAUAAUUUAAGUUAGAUGUAUUGUAUUUUGAAUCAUCAUACAAACUUUAUUUAUUUUAUAAGAGAGUUCGUUGUUUUAUAUAUUAACUGUAGCCUGGCAGUAGUAGGUUCUAAAGUAAAGACGCUGUCUACACUGUGACCCUGUGUUCUUCCAUAAACUACUGCAGGAUUUCAGAUCAUUACAUUCUACUGUUACUACUAAUCAGAGUCAAAUCAAUAACACUAAUAUAAGUGUUUUCAUAAUUUUGGAUAUUAAUCAUGAAAAUAUAUUGACCAGGAGAACCAGCGCCCAUUGAAGGUCUCGUCCUAGAAUCUGAAAACCACAAAAUUUGAAUUCUGUUUUCACUUUCCGAAAUUCUUAGCUGCUCAAAAAUGGACACAAAAUUUUAUGCUAAAGUUGAACAGAAAGGACAAUUUAAAAGGGAAUUCCUAAAACCUUUUUAUCAUAUCUGAAAAUGCAUUUACAUUUUAUCUGUUCCACAUUCUGCAUUCAUAAUACACCAUUUUGUGCCGUUUAAAACAUCUGUACCAGUUUUAUUUUUGUUCACUUUCCAAACAGAUAAUUUCCUAAUUUUGUAAAUAGAUUUUAAUGGUAUUUUCCUUUUAAAUUGUCUCCCUCUUGUCAGCUGCUCAUUUUUGUGUCUACAGCAUGAGCUUUUCAAUGCAGUUUUUUCUGGUGUGAACCUUCAGAAUCUGUUAAACUGUGAAUUCAACAGAAAUCAAACAAAAUGCAGAAGAGUUUGACGCUAACUGAGCCUUUUUCAAAAAAUCUUUAAACAGAAGAUGGAUCGGUGAGCUCCUCUAUGGAAUGUGCAAUACGACAUUAGCUCCACAUAAGGUUGGGCAAUAUGGCAUUUAAAUAAAUCGAAACCGCUGAUCUGAUCCUUUUGGAAAAUGCUAUUUAGGUGAUGCGGUUUAUUUCUGUUAAAAGUAAAUCUAUGGUGAAACAUGGGCACUUUUCACUGCCCACUGCUCCUUCAUCCUAUUUGAGCGAGUGACAAGUGGAUUUUGCCAAUCACAGGAGUAUGAUAUUUCUACAGUCAUCUCUACAAGGAUGGACAAUAUAUAAGUGCCAAUUAUAACUGUAUAUAUAUAUAUAAAUAGACAUGGCUAACCUGCUAGCCGCUAACUGCUGCUGUCAGGCUCGUCAUUUUGGUCUUAAAAUGUUUGUUUUAACCUGCUCUACAUGAUUCUGCUAUUUUACUUAUUUUAUUGCAUCCGUAAAUCAAGAUAUGAACAUUAAUAAGAGACAAAUCAACUGCCUUCUUUUACUGAGGUUGCUCCUGCUAGCGUUAGCAACAGAUAUGAUUGCCAGCGUUAUUAUGCGCCCACCCCUUGCCAAACCAGUGGGAAGGGCGGGAAGGGGCGUUAUCUUCAUCAGCUUUGCUCCUGAUUGGCUCUUUGGUUGCUAUGAUACUUGCGGUCGGAUUCCUAAUAUGGAUCAGUCAGGUCUCAUGUCCUCCAUUGCGUCUCAAACCCUGUCAAACGUGAUCGCCCCAAUCAGAUUUGCUUAUUUCAGUGACACACGUGAAACAACGGAGUCACCUAUGAUCACCUAUGAUGAUCACCUAUGAUUUACAAAUAAAAUCACAUUUCUCUCACCUCAGAUUAAUAGUUUAGUGCUUCACCCAUUGAUUCUGCAGAAAUCCGCCUUGUUUUUCAGCCUCCUGUGAUAUUUUUUUUCAAUAUGGACAGACCAUGCUUGUCCCUGAUUGGCUAAUCCACCUGUCAAUCACGCUCAUUUGAAAACAGAGCUUCACCAGUGACCAGACUGUGGUUGAGAUCCCAGGCAAAAGGAAGGAAUCCAAUCCUACCUUUUUCCUAAUAUUAAAGUCAUUGUAAUCACACGUUUAUUAGCAAAAGAAUAUUUCCACCGAGGAAAAAACUAUGAGUCCCCCGAUCUGAUUUUUAUCAUAUCGCCCACAGCUUAUGUCCACAUCACGUUUGGUUCAUCUUGCAUGUAGUUAAUAGUAGUAGUGAUAGUACGAUGUAGCAUUGCGUCAGUAUUCCAGUCCAGCACAGAUAUUCAAGCUUUUUACCUUCUUCCUCUCCUCCGUCUGCUGCAUUUUAAAGAAGGGAGAGAUGUAAAAACAAAACUCUCAGCCUAAAAAACAUGUUAACAUGUUUACCUGAUGUUAAAACCCAUUUGAUGAAGGUCGUCAUAUCGUUCAUAAUAUUCAAGAGUAUAAUGCUUUAAAAUGGGGGUGGAGGACAGGUCAGGAUAACAGAGAGAAUUUGGCUUUUUUGUGAAAUUUAAGACUACUGCAGAUAUUAUUACCUUUUUUUGUUAAUAUCGCCGUAAUCCAGAUUAAAGGUCCCAUAUGACACUAUUCUCUGAUCUAUGUUAUAAUGUUGUUUCCUCAUCACAAACAGACCUGGAGCUGAGUUUUGUUCCAUUCACACAUGUUUAACACACAAACCCUGCAUAUUUAGGCUGUAGCUGUUAACUUGAAGACUACCGCUUCAUGACAUCACAAGGUGGAACAGCGCAUUUUGAGCUUUGAUUAGAUUAAUAAUACAGGGUUACUUAAACAUGUGAAUGAAACAAAACACAACUCCAGGCAUGUUUUUAAUGAGGUAACAGCAGUAUAACAUGGCUUAAAGAUCUUAAGAUCCAGUUUUGUGUUAUAUAGGACCUAACAUCACAAAUGAACUAGGGGUAAAAAAAAAUGUGUGGCAUUUUUAAAUUACACAUCUAUGAUUGAAUUUAGAUUAAAAAGGUCUAAAUCGAAUUUUGUUCCAAGUGAGGAACAGGGUUAGGCUUUUCUCUUACUGAUGUUGAACUAUGACAGUGAAAUGAGUUCUGAUUGGGUGAAAUCAUUUGUCCCUGGCAAUUCUUUACUUAUGGUGUGUAUGUAUGGGGGGGGGGGGGGUCUGUUGUCCCCAUAGACUGUAUAUAUAAAUGGAUAUAGCUAACCUGCUAGCCGUUGCGUUCCAAAUAGAAAGUACUCAAGGGCACGCUUCCUGCUCCAUCGACUCUGGCUCCAAUUAAUUUUCUAUUGAAAAAUUGUCACCCCUCUCUCUGUAUCUGCUGCUCUCAGGCUCGUCAUUUUGGUUUUAAAAUGUGUAUUAAUCCAUUCUACAUAAUUCUGGUAAUUUUAAUUAACUAUUGUGUCCGUAAGUCAAGGUAUGGACAUUAAUAACAGACAAAUAAGGUGCCUUCUUUCCCCGAGAUCAUUCCCUCCAGCCUUGCUCUAGAUUGGUUCUUUGGUUGCUAUGAUACUGGCGUAUGGAAUUCCAAACAUGGAACUCUGCUCAAAAUUCGCCCCUAUAACUGUUAGUGUUCAGCUCCAGUCAAAUGAAGCUUAAGGCUUAGGGUGAGUCACACUCACUUAGUCCACUUUAUUAUACAGUCUAUGGUUGUCCCAGACCCCAGGGUCUUAGGGGCCCAGAAUUGGACCCUCUUCCUAUUAAUUUAUAUUAGAGGGGGCUUUAAAGGUUUGUUAACCCAAUCUCUAAAAAUCAGGUUCAAAAUUUAUAGAUAUUUGUUUGGAUAUUUAAUUGAUAAUUGUGCCUCUAGAAUUGGCCCCUGCCCUCCAUCUGAAAAUAUAACAUCAAAUUCUAUCAUGAAUGAAACCUAUGGAAUAUUAACGCAAAUCUGGGAGAUUUUUUUUACAUUUUGUGACACUCGAGCGUUUCUGGUGAACCACAGCAUGACGAAAAGCCUUAUGAAUACACACAUAGCAUGUUUUAUGCUCAAACGUGCCUUGUUUUUCAAUCUACACAAUGCUAAUCAAUGCUUGUAGAGCAGCUCACUCUACAGUUGUACAAAAUGAUUUUAAAGGUCCUAUAUUAUGCAAAAUUGACUCUUGUGAGCUUUAAGCCAUGUUAUGUUGUUACUUCCUCAAAAACAUACCUGGAGUUGUGUUUUAUUUGAUUCACACAUGUUUGAGUGACCCUUUAUUAUUAUUGUCUGUCUACAUCUCCAAAACUCAAAAUGCUCAUGAAGCUACCUUUUACCUUUUGUUCAGUAGAGUGACAGUAGUGCAGUAUGUGUGUAUGAAUGUGUGUGUGAAUGGAUGAGUGGUUCCUUGAUGUAAAGUGCUUUGAGUGACUUGAAGGUGGAAAAGCGCUAUUUAAAAAUGUGAUUUUUUUUUUAACCAUCUAAAUUUGGAUCCAAAUGAUUCUAGUGAAGGUGUAUGGAGUUUAAAAACACAGUGGAGCACUUCCUGUCUUAACACAUGACAUCACAAGGUGGAACAGAGUGUUUUCAGUUUGAGGGAAGAACUCAGUCUAAAUAUGCAGGGUUUGUGUGUUAAACAUGUGUGAAUGAAACGAAACACAACUCCAGGUCUGUUUGUGAUGUGGAAACAACAUUAAAACAUAGAUCAGAGUAUAGCGUAAUGUGGGCCCUUUAAACUGUUUUUUUCCCUCUCAUAUCUGAAACAGUGUGGUCAUUUCUUUGCUACGGUAAUUUAUUUUUGAUUCUUAAGUAUUUUUGUAAACUUCAAAUCUCAGUAUGCAGACAUGAUUUAGCAAGAGUGCGUGCUAAAUGUGUUCCUAUAGUUUUUGUAUGUAUGCCUUACUGUACGCCUGGUUUAUGCUCUUAAUUAAUGUAUCUCUAUAGAAUUGUUGUUUUGUAUUUAUUAUGGGUAAAACCAAGAUGCUUCCUUCCAAAUCAAAUGCAUUUCUAUUUACAGGCGACGAUUUCUCAGUCACGCAAUCCAAAGCUUUAGUCCAGCCCGUGUUAUGAUCCAACCUACCUCCCUCUCGCAGUAGCUGCACCCAGAGGCCGUCGUUAUUCUGAAAAUUUGAGCUUUUUUAUUGAUACAACCAAUGAGUUUAGUUAGUAGCCAGAAAUUAUACACAAAUACGAAUACUAUUACUUUAGAACUGUAUUACUAAAGUAGAGGUUUUGACUCAAAUACUACCUAUUUAAGGAGUUAGCGAAUACACUACUCAAGUAUGGAGUAACUGUUUGGAAGGGCAUCUGAUUGAUUUAUAGUUAAUCCAACCAAUCAGUGCGUUACAUAAUGCACAAGAUUUUUGUAAUCCCAUAAAAGGCCUUUUAACAGCUUUUAAUAUUGUAAAGAUUAAGGUUUUCAAAAGUGCCGAUACCAAGAUGCUAACAAAUGCGAAAACUAAUAUAGAAAAAAAUCACAUUAACAAAAAGUUUUUGAAAGAUUUACACUGUCAAAAGUCUGGGCACACACACUCAUUCAGUGUUUUUUUUCUAUAUUUUAACUACUUUCUAUGUUUUAUAUACAAAGAAGACAUCAGAUAUAUGACGUAAGAUCAAUGCUGGAAGAAGUAUUCAAUUUUGUUACAUAAGUGAAAGUACAGAUAUUGAUGCAAAAAAAAAUACUCAAGUAAAAAAUGUACAGUAUCUAAAAGUAUUUCGAGCAGAUUUUGAGAUCAUAUAAAGCUUCAAAUGUUGUGAUUUUGAUAAAGAUUUGUGCUGAAUUUUGUUCAACAUAAACAAAUUAAUCGAUAAUUUUUUCCAGCAAUUAAAAAUUUGUAUAUUUUUGUUUGGUCAAAUUAUGAAUGUGUUAAAAAUAAACCCUCAGCCUUUUCAGCAGGUUUUAAACUCUAGCUUUUUUCUUUAUACAUUUUAUAUACAGUACACACAGAAGACAUCAAAUAUAUGAAGCAAGAUAUAUGGAAUUGUGUAGUAAAGUAGUAAAAAUAGUAGAAAUAACUUUGAGUGAGAGGUUGUGUCCAAACUUUAGACUGAUAAUGUAGGUCAGAACAUAGACUGCGCAUGUUUAAAAAGCCUUUAUUAUCUCUAUGGUAUCAAAAAUCAGUUUCAUAUCUGACCUUUUUCUCAGUAUUAAAAUAGUUAGAAAAAUGAAUGUACCCAUAAGAUAAAGCUUUUGUCACUUAAACAUACUCGGAGUACUGCUACUUCAAAAUAUUACUCAAAACAAAAGUAUAAUGCGAUGCCACUAUAACAGAAGGGCAAUUAGUUCAAAACGGUACUUGAGAAACACAUUUAAACACAUAAUAAAUAUAACUUUACUACUGCCCUCUUAUAUAACUUUUUAAAAAACGUUUCGCUGGCCUUGCACUUUGCUUCCGUUGCUUCCUUCCUCAUUUUGCUGUUUGUAAACGCGAAGUCAGGAUAAAUUUGACACUAUUUUUGGUACAGUUUAUGUCAGAGUUCAUGAAAUCAUCCCAACAGCCCCCACUCUGGCUGGAGCUGAAGUAGCAUGUACUCGGAUCAUAAAAGACGAUGUUUUUAUCCACUUGUCUUUUCUGGAAUGUCAUCAACAUGCUGACUUUAAUAAAGAAAACAUGA
Periophthalmus magnuspinnatus is the source of this 8609-nucleotide messenger RNA. It is a transcript of the gene mapkapk5, whose product is annotated as MAPK activated protein kinase 5. The coding region runs from base 613 to 2028 and encodes 471 amino acids. NCBI's taxonomy places the organism in Eukaryota, Metazoa, Chordata, Actinopteri, Gobiiformes, Gobiidae. The transcript has 15 exons. Gene Ontology annotation, cellular component: nucleus; cytoplasm. The record is from RefSeq and is a predicted model, not a curated record. Gene Ontology annotation, molecular function: calmodulin binding; calcium/calmodulin-dependent protein kinase activity; mitogen-activated protein kinase binding. Gene Ontology annotation, biological process: negative regulation of TOR signaling; peptidyl-serine phosphorylation; Ras protein signal transduction.